ACUUAGAAGCACUGCAGUUUCUUAUAGAAAGCAGAAGUGUUGUUCUCGACUAAAUUGCACAAAUUGUUUCAAUUGUUUCUUUGAUAAAUGUGUUGCUUAAUUCGUAAUUACCGUACACAUAUUUGUCACUGUGAGUCAUUAUGACUGGUUACUCUUUUCUGGCGGUGAUAUUUGAAACUCUUUUAUUUAUUUUCUUAUCGACAGACGUGGAAAACUGCGAUUCCUACAAAAGCAAAAACCUGAAAGUAAUGUUAAUGUAACCUCAAGGGUACACCUCUUUAGUUUUAUUCCGAGUUUUGCUGGCGUUUUUUUUUGUUUGUUUUUUUUUUGUUUAUUUAUUUAUUUUUAAUAAGAAAAUAAAAUGGCAAGACAAGGUCUUAAUAAACCUCGCAAGGUAGUCUCUUCAGGAAGGCUUGCAGGCUCUGCCAAGGCAAUAGUGGGAAACAAAAGGAUAGUUGGGAGGAAACCCUCUGCUGCCUCUGUAGAUUCUGGCUACUCUCUGUACUCCACAGACUCUGAAGACCAGGUUACAACUAUACAUAAAGGACUUGACCGCUGUGCUGCUUUAUUACAAGGCAUUUUGCAGACAGAGAAAUCUGAUGUAAAGCCUUCAUGCUCAAAACCAGGAAAAGUAACUGCUUCAAAACUCAAGACCAAAGUAACAUUUGGUAAAGGAGAGAAUGGCAGAAGGAAAGACCACCACAAAACUGGCUCUGUAACUCAGAAGGGAGCAGUGGAAAAGGUGAACCUGUUUUCCAGUACAAACCCUGUGAUGAAAGAAAAGCGCUGUUUAAAUACAGCACAGUCUCCAAAUGGUCAGCCGGUGUUUAUCCCAGUCCCUCAGCCCUCCCCUGAGGCUCAGCCAGCCCUGACUGAUGAUGUUCAAACACAGAUGUCUGUACUGAACUGCCAGGCUGCAAUGCAUGGUGCUCCCCUUACACAACCAGUAUAUGCAGGUGCAGAUUCAGGAAAACAAAGUUCAACUGUAUUUAACCGUCGCUUGACAACUUCCACUCCUGCUUUGUCUCCACAACAUUCAGCUAAUCCUCUGUGUAUUCCGACUAGCAUGUCCAAUGAUGAUGUAUACAGCCAUGGGUCUCCACAAGGAGGGAUCAACUACUUUCCUGUAUAUGCAGGUCCAGCUACAGCAAUCCCAUCAAUGCAGCCUGCCCAUACAACUCCAGCUGUAUUUACAUUCCCACCACCUGCUGUGUCUAGUGGAAAUGAAGUGCAGGGUGUACCCCAGCAAAUGUAUGGCACUGAAGCAGGCUUUGGGCAGUCAAACCGUCAGCUGUUAAAGGAGCACAAGUUGUUGAGACAUCUUUCCCAUCUUCAACAGCAAGAGGCAGAAAACCGUCAACCUGCUGUGCCUAUUAAUUCACAAACUCGGAUCCAACUUUCCAGUGAAGAAUCUGAGUCUGAGCACAGUGAAGGAAAUACAAGCGAAGAUGAUGACCUGGACUGUGUAGAUAUCACACCAGUGAAAGACACAAGCUGUCAAACCAGCUUUGAUAACCAGAGGCUUCUAAAGACUAAGAAGAUGAGCCCGGAGCAGACUAAGAAGAAAGUUGCGACUGUAAAAUAUCUUCUAGGAGAACUAAAGGCACUUGUUGCUGAUCAAGCUGACUCUGAAGUUCACCGGCUGAUAAGAGAGGUGGAGGAGAGUGUGUCUUUGCUACCUACUGUGAUUGGAAGUACAAACGUGCAGGCAGAAAUAGCUUUGGCUCUGCAGCCCCAGCGAAGUGAGAAUGCACAGUUGCGCAGACGAUUGAGAAUAGUGAAUCAACAGUUAAAGGAGAGAGAGAGAGCAGAAAAAGAAUCCAGAUCUGUGGACUGUAACUUUGAAAUUAUUUCACUGCAGUCUAUGAACAUGACACUGCAGACCCAGUUGAAGGAAGCCCACAGGAGUGUGGAACUGCUACAGAAAAAGAAUGAAGAGCUGCUUAAAGUGAUUGAUGAUCAGAGAGAGAAGAAUAAACAGCUGUUGACAGUGAUGCAGGAAAAAGAAGUGCUGCUGCAGAACAGACAGCAGUAUGAGGUGGACACAGCCAGGGUCAGGAUAGAUGUGGAUGAAGCUUUGUCAAAAAUGAAGAGUUUUCAGUUUAAAUUUGAAGCCUCAGAAAAGGAAAAUCAGAUUUUAAGUAUAAGUCUUCAACAGCGUGAUGCUGAGAUCAACAGACUGCGAGAGUUAACCAGGACUUUGCAGGGCAGUAUGACCAGACUUCUUUCAGAACUCAAUACGGACAAUAACAGAUCCAAAGCAGGAUCUCACCUUACUAAAACCAUUCUAGAACUCUAUGAAAACCAACAAAAGGUUGGCUUAGCAUCAGAUCCUGUCACAAAUUCAGUACACCUGUUCCUCAACACAUUAGAGACUGACCAGUGGGGUUCAUCACCAGUCAACACUGCAUCAUCAAAUAAAAACUCAAACGUGGAAAGUAUUUAUUGUUAUGCCAAUGAAUCUGCAGGCACAUCGUGGAACAAGGGCAGUACUAUAUCCUCCUCUGAAAGAUUUUCACCAAGCAACCAAGGCAGUAUCACAAGGCAAGUUGCAGAAUCUGAAAGUGAUGGUUGCUUUACUUUACGUGAUAAACCAAAACUAGAUGAGACCACAUAUGUUCCAGUUAUCAGCAGUUCAAAGAAACAGGCCCUCGAGGUGAGGAAGAAAACGCCUCCUUUGCAAUCUGACAGCGUUUUAAAAAGAUUAGAUUACAGUAAUGAAAUCCAUGCAUUUGAAUCAGUACAAUGUGAUGAAUCAAAACCCUUAACUAAUGCCUUUGAGAAGUUAACCUUUUCCAGAAUCGAGCCUUUUUCAUACAUAUCGGGUGAAUCAAAUGUACCAGAAAAUUCAAGUCAAGUUGCGAGCAGGAUUGAAGGUCAGAUUCCAGUAAGACCUUUAGGUACGAUGGACACUUUUCGUACCAGCAUCACAGGAAACAAGAGAGAGGUGCCUCAGAUAAAUAAACGUUCUCACAGCUCCUUACCGCUUCAAAGAAACGGAGGGCAGAUGUACAAAAGUAGAAUAGCAGCAGUUGACUCAACUUUUUCAACCUUUGAUGGAGAGUCAGUAAAUUCAGAUUGGAGCCUGAUGUCUGCAUCCACAUUUAACACUGGUGAUGAACAGGACUUCAGAAAUGGACUUGCAGCGCUGGAUGCCAGUAUAGCUAACUUACAAAAAACCAUACAGACUGAUCUCAAGCGAUAACAGGAUUUUUUAUUUUUUUUCCCCUAAGAAAUGUAGAGAAAUCAAUUUUGAGUAGUAAGGUUUGUAGUGUGGAUAUAUUUCUGUAUUUUUGUAUGCAAAAGUGCAAUAGUCAAUGUUUUAUAAUUAAUUUAAUUACAGAAGAAUGUAUAUAAUAAAGUUAAAUGUUGUGUAGCACAUCUUGUAACUUUUCACUUUUUUUUUGUAUUACAUUUAGAAUGUAAUUCCAGAAGGAUGUUUUGAUGCUUUUGCAUUAACGAAUGAACACUACAGGAAAACAUUCCGUACAACAGUAUUACUCCUUGUGGUACCUGUUAUUGCUUUAGUAACCUUAUUUUAGUCUUGUUUGGUGCAUUUGAAUUGGUUUCUGCAACAGUUACUUCCAAGACUGGUACAACAUUCCUCUCUUGGCAGUAACCAUUUAGAAUGUUAAUGCACUUGAGGGGCAUCUUGAUUAUUAAAAUCUCUUUUCUAUUUUUGAAGAGGAAAUGAUUAUAUAAGUCAAGAAUACCAAGAUGUUUAGUAAAUAAACCAGAAUGGGAUCAGUGGGCAAUUUAAUAUCCCACUCCUGGGAAACAAGAUAUUACAGCUUUUCUUGGAAAAAACCACAAAAUAUUCAGCAUGAUUAUUUUAAAACAGGAAUUCCUCUUGUAAGUUAUUGCUAUACAAAUGUUGGCACAAGCCUUUAUUAGAAUUAUUAAGACUUUGUUUUACAAAAAACUGUUACAUUAAUUUAUUACAUGACACUUGGUGUACUGUUACAAUUACACUUAACGGCAACAUUCCCUCUAAGCUUUUUAGAUAUGAGAAAAUUGCCGUUUUGACUGAUAAACGGUAAAUUAUCAGUGAGAAACCUUCGGCCACGCAUGAACCCUUUUUAAUAUAUUUUUGUUGCAUCAUACAAUUUUGAAACAACAUUCCAACACAAGUAUCUCAACAAUUUUACAAUUUACUUUAAAUUUAAACACGACAUUUAUUGCAGCUCUGCCUCUGAUUUUGAAACAUCCUCUGAUCCUAUGCAGCCCUGUCGGUUGUUAUCAUAGAUAUAGACUGCAUGCUUAACUGGUGGCCUGCAUAAAAUUGCUUUAUACUACUGCAUAAAACGCUGACGUCUGCACUGCCUUCAAUUGUAACCAUCUUUUAGGGCUAUUAAUUGUUCCAUUC
Molecule: messenger RNA, 4366 nt
Organism: Acipenser ruthenus (sterlet)
Lineage: Eukaryota; Metazoa; Chordata; Actinopteri; Acipenseriformes; Acipenseridae
Gene: ccdc14
Product: coiled-coil domain containing 14
Exons: 13
Coding region: 362-3205 (947 amino acids)
Biological process (GO): protein localization to centrosome
Cellular component (GO): centriolar satellite
Source: RefSeq, a predicted model, not a curated record